This is a messenger RNA of Aspergillus ruber CBS 135680, 770 nucleotides long. RefSeq lists its product as uncharacterized. Bases 244 to 690 code for a protein of 148 amino acids. The record is from RefSeq and is a predicted model, not a curated record. The transcript has a single exon. NCBI's taxonomy places the organism in Eukaryota, Fungi, Ascomycota, Eurotiomycetes, Eurotiales, Aspergillaceae.
ACUAUUUUGACUUUUUGUACUGCUGCAAGGCACACGCGCCCCCCAGUUGAACCCUCCCCCGACUCUUAUAAAGGGCGGCUCGCGUCUCCUACACGCCGCCCCCGUUUUCGCUUCCUCUUCUUUUCUUGCUCCGCUUUGUUCUCUUCUUCGUGUGUUGUUGCUCUCUGAUUGAUACCUCCCGUCCCUUUCUCUAUCCAGAUCUCUUCAAUCGGUUUAUUUCCACUCCCUACAACAACCAUCACAAUGCAGUCCUGGAUCCUCAAGUUCGGCGCUCUCGCCGCCCUGGCGCAGACCAUCUCCGCUGCUCAGAUUCACAUCGAGACCACCCACCCUUCUGCCAACAAGUACAAGUCUCACUGCACCGUCAUCGUCGAGGACAAUAUCUUCGGCGACUGCAAGGGUUCCUCCAGCCCCUUCCCAGGUGGCUGCGGUGACAACAAAAACACCGACCCGGCCACCAUCUGUGGCGACAAAACCGUCGAAGUCGACUGGCAUACCGCCGAGCUCACCAUCAAGGACACAGAUGGCAACGAGGAGAAGUGUGUUCUGAGCACCACCUCGCAGUGGGGUGAGUGCAACACCGACGACCCCAAUAAGUACCCCACCGAGAACGGGGCGAGCGGCCUGUUCGAUGCUGGCAAGAGUGUGCUCUACGGGUUAACGCCGAUCGCUGCUGGUUUGCUUCUGUGAAUUUGAAAACGAAGAAAAAACACGAUCGAGCGCUGGGAACAAUUCGAGAGAAAGGGAAAUGUGGGAGGUGCUUUCUGAGG